This is a messenger RNA of Sphaerulina musiva SO2202, 1845 nucleotides long. RefSeq names its product glycerol kinase. Lineage: Eukaryota; Fungi; Ascomycota; Dothideomycetes; Mycosphaerellales; Mycosphaerellaceae. The coding region runs from base 156 to 1775 and encodes 539 amino acids. The record is from RefSeq and is a predicted model, not a curated record. The transcript is spliced from 3 exons. Gene Ontology annotation, cellular component: mitochondrion. Gene Ontology annotation, biological process: glycerol metabolic process; glycerol-3-phosphate biosynthetic process; triglyceride metabolic process. Gene Ontology annotation, molecular function: glycerol kinase activity.
CACAUGCUCCGAAGCAGCGACCGCUCGGGGGAGCUGCCCACAGCUCGGUCCUCUUCCGCCAAUGUGUCCGUGUCGUCCAUAAACACUGCGCUGCCGCCCCAAUCACUGCUCCUCCGCUGCUGCCACACCGUGACGUUGCGCCUUGCACCGCUCAAAUGGCUCCACCCGAGGAAGUGUUUGUCGGCAGCAUCGACCAAGGCACGACGAGUUCCCGCUUCCUCAUCUUCGACAAGAACGGCGAGCCUGUUGCGGUACAUCAGGAGGAGUUUAGCCAGAUAUAUCCCAACCCAGGUUGGCACGAGCAUGACCCCGAAGAGAUUGUGCAGUCCGUACAGAAUUGUAUAGAGGGCGCAUUGAAAGACUUCGAGAGCAAGGGCUACUCGAAAGCUAGCAUUCAGUCUAUAGGCAUCACGAAUCAGCGAGAGACAACCGUCGUCUGGGACAACAAGACCGGCGAGCCACUGUACAACGCCAUCGUAUGGACGGAUACUCGAACGGCCGCACUCGCACGAGAACUCAAGGCACGUCCGGAUAGCGACAAGCUGACAGAUAUCUGUGGACUUCCCAUCUCCACCUACCCGUCUGUCACCAAGCUCCUAUGGCUUCUCAAGAACGAAGACAAGGUCAAGAAAGCUUAUGAGGCAGGCACACUCGCAUUCGGCACCAUCGAUGCGUGGCUCAUAUACAAGCUGAAUGGCGGCCCUUCGAACAACGUCUUCGUCUCGGAUCCGACCAAUGCCAGCAGAACCAUGUUUAUGGAUAUCCACAAGCUCAAGUACAGCGACCAGCUGCUCGACUUCUUCUCAUACGAGUUCGACAUUCGGAAGAUCCAUCUCCCAGAGAUUGUACCGUCUUCCGACGCCAAGGCUUUUGGUCAGCUGCAGUCCGGAGCACUGCAAGGUUUCCCCAUCAUGGGCUGCCUAGGCGAUCAGUCAGCAGCUUUAGUAGGUCAGAAAGGCUUUGAGCCUGGCUCGGCAAAGAACACGUACGGCACAGGUUGCUUCUUGCUGUACAAUGUGGGCGAGAAGCCCGUCAUCUCCACACAUGGGCUGCUUGCGACUGUGGCCUAUGACUUUGGCAAGCCCAUAUAUGCGUUGGAGGGAAGUAUCGCUGUUGCAGGCUCUGGUGUGAAAUUCCUGAUGGACAAUCUGGGCUUCAGCCAUGCCAGCCACAAAAUCUCAGAGCUUGCAGAGCAGGUUCCCGACAAUGGUGGUCUUGUGUUUGUCACUGCGUUCAGCGGCCUCUUUGCGCCGUACUGGAUUGACGAUGCGCACGGAACCAUGUUUGGCAUCACCCAUCACACCAAGCGCGGACACUUUGCGCGCGCUACGCUCGAGGCCGUCUGUUUCCAGACCAAGGCUAUCCUCGAUGCCAUGGAGAAGGACAGCGGACACAAGCUGGCCGAACUCAAGGUCGAUGGCGGCAUGAGUAAUUCAGCGCUGUGCAUGCAGACACAAGCCGAUCUGGUCCGCAUCCCUAUCAUUCGACCCAAGAUGCGAGAAACGACAGCCCUGGGAGCCGCCAUAGCCGCUGGCUUUGCCGCUGGGGUGUGGAAGGACUUUGACGAGCUCAAGGGGGUCAACACGGCCGGCGAGACUAAAUUCGAGCCCGUCAUGGAAGAAGUGGCCAGCAAGAAGCUGUUCAAGAAAUGGGAACGAGCGGUCAGGAUGUGCAAAGGCUGGCUGGCCGAAGAGGAGUCUGAAGCCGGGCAUGAAACCGAGGCAAAGGAAAUUCAAGCAAGUGCCAAACUGGAUGAGGAGAGUUCGAAGUUGUGAUUUUGAAAAGAAACCCAAAAAGAAAGCAUCAAGUUGUGUUGCUGCUGCUCCAGAUACCCAUUGAAUCGAC